Messenger RNA from Limulus polyphemus (Atlantic horseshoe crab), 2148 nucleotides. RefSeq names its product receptor-binding cancer antigen expressed on SiSo cells-like. The coding region runs from base 352 to 990 and encodes 212 amino acids. Lineage: Eukaryota; Metazoa; Arthropoda; Merostomata; Xiphosura; Limulidae. Gene Ontology annotation, cellular component: secretory granule. The transcript has 5 exons. The record is from RefSeq and is a predicted model, not a curated record.
AGUAAUCUUAAAUACAAAUGUAUUUGAACUCAUCAGAAUACUUCUAGUUCUAAUGAACAUAGUUUAUUCUCCUCAAUCAUCCCCGUUUGACUGGAAAUUUCUAGGACUAACUGUAUCUUAGGUGUGAAUGACCUACCCAAGUGUACGCCAAUAACAUCUUUAUGAAAGAUUAAAUAGAAAAUACAUGGCACUUGUCAUCUUCAACACAAAGUCUGCCACCUCUAGGUCAAACUGCGAGACAUACUACAAUGUGUCUGUAACCUCCCUGUUAAAUUGAGUGUUAUGACACUUAGCUACUUAUGAGUUCUGUAUUACUUUACUUAAACUUCUAUUGAAAAACUUUGCUGUGCAAUGAAUUCAACAGUUAUGACUGUAUUAAAAGCCUUGCUAGCAAAAUUUGGACGAAUAUUCCUUGUAAUCUUUGGGGUUGUCCGAAGAGCUUUCUGUUGUUUUAAACGAAGACGGCGACAUUCUGACACUGUUCUUCCCGUGACUGUAAAUUCAAAGCAUCAGAGUUCACCAUUAAAUUUGCAGGCACCAGAAUUGCAGAGCUGGGAAGUAUGGGAAGAUGACAUGCCAAAUUCUGUGAGAGUUGAAAGAAAUGCCAGUACAUCAGGUUUCACGGAUCAGGAACAUGAUGUGGAUUUUUUUAAAGAUAUGACACCAGAAAUUACCAAACCAAAGAGACUACUAGUACGGAAGCCAGAGACUGAAAGCUCAAAAUUUCAAGGUUUGUCAAGUAGACUUGCUAUGGAUACCAAAGGCUUAGUCAUACAGAAUUCUGAGCUUGGAGAAUUAGAAGAUGACAUAGAAAGUUGGGAAGAUGUUAUGGCUUCGGAAGAUGUGUGGGAAUCGGACAGUGUGCUGAAGGAAAGUCGACAAGCUGAGCGGGAACGCAAACUCCAAGAACAUCAGAGGAGAAAACAGGAACGAGAAGUUAAAAGAGCAAGUAAACAAGACCUUAAUCUCAAUGCUAUCAAACUAAGUUGAUAACUGGACCUGACAGCACUAUGGAAUAAGAUACAAAGUAAUUGAGAAGUAUGAUACUCCGAUAUUUUCUCUAAAUCACUUUCUGCCAAAGUGAGAAAAAAAAAACAUCUCAGUGUUAGGGUUGAAUAAAAUUAUGGGUUUAACAUAAAAAUAAGAACAAACCCUCCCCCUUUGCCCUCCCCCCCCCAAAAACAUUCAAAUAACACAUGAGGAAAAAAAAACAUCUAUGUUAGGGUUGAAUAAAAUUAUCGGUUUAACAUAAAAAUAAGAACAAAAAAAUUGCCUCCCCCCUUUGCCCUCCACCAAAAAACAUUCAAAUAACACAAGUUUGGGUCUUAUUUUUAUAAGACUUAUACCGUUAUUUCAUAACUUAUACUGUUAUUUCAGUAGGAGAUUUGGGUUUAAAUGUUUACAUUAUUUUCAGAAAAUAAAUACCAUUUCAUGAAGUUAUCCAGGAAGAAAUGUAGUUCACACCAAACCAAUUCUAUAGGUAAACUUGGUGUGCACGUAUAAUAUGUUACAGUAAACAAUCCCUUAAGAAUGACUUUUAACCAGUGUUUUGUAUUUUUGUUUUAUAAGAGGUGACAGUUUCCUGAUUUAGCAUUUUAAAAAUCAUGCUGGUGAUAAAUAUAGAACAAAAACGUAUUGUAAAAUUAUCAUUGUGCAUGGAAACAACAUGGAUUGCAUUGAUAAACUACUAUACAAAAUAUUAUGAUGACGAGGAUGUGAUGAAAAGAUUAGUUUAAUGUUUUAUCUUGUGUCAACGUAAUUUAAAAAACCUUCACCUCUCAGUUUUUUUUAAGUUUAGGUUUAUAUUUUUUUGUAACAUCAAAAUCUAACAACACAGCAAGUCCCAUAUCUAACUGUAAUAACUAAAACAUUGUUUAAUAUAUAUAUAAAAUAUUUUUAUUUGAAUAUUCACUUUUUGAAAGAAAUAGGCCAACGAUGCUAAUGAAGAGGUUAGUAAAACUCAAAAAUGCUUAUCAGUGGUUGGUGGUUAACUUAACAUGCACUUUUUUGGGUUACAGUUUUUUUUUAGGACUGUACAGCUUUACUUACGAUACGAGUGAAAAAAACAUCUGUCUAGGAUUUUAACAACAGCUGUAUUUGUAAAUAUUGGGUGAUUUGCUAAUCAUGAAUAAAUUUGUCUAGUCUGUA